Messenger RNA from Aureobasidium uvarum, 654 nucleotides. Lineage: Eukaryota; Fungi; Ascomycota; Dothideomycetes; Dothideales; Saccotheciaceae. The record is from the annotation of a GenBank genome assembly.
AUGUGCAACACAGUCACGAUACACUACUCUUGCAACCACUUUGCUCAAUUCCACCGCUCGACCUGCCGCAGCACCAUCUGGGUCACAAGGACAUGCAGCAAGACCAAGAACAGUUCUAGAAGCAGACUCGACAACAAAGACAGCGAUGCCGAAACACCAGACAGAGGCAGAACACUGGAACGAAGACCCAGCAAGACAAGCCCAUCUCCAUCUCCAUCACCGUCAAGCAGCCAAAGUCGAUCCCAUUCGCCAGCACCAAAGCUCGUCACCAAGGCAGCCUGCAAGAGCCUGUCAGUCAUUGUUCUCCGCACCCAACAACGAUGCGGUCCUUGCCAGCGCACCUUCAAACGAGGGUUCCUCCAAAUCAGAAGAGCACGACAGGAUUUGCCAGCGCGCAAGAAGCGAAAGCAUCUCAAGAGGGGCAGACCAAUCUCUGGAGGCAGUCCGCUCAAACACGAACUUACGGUAGAGGAUUUGUUGAGAGCAGAAGACGAGAUUGCGACUGAUUUGGACUGUGCGGGAACGAUGAACUCGACUACGCAGACCGUCAACGGCAUCGCACGACUACUCCAUCUCGAGCCCGCACGCUUCUGGAGAUGCUGGAGACGCUUCGAUGGUGUCGGACGUCGCUACGUGGACUUGAUCAAAGGUUGA